UACAGAUUUGAUUUCAGAGCCUUUCGCUGGUUACAGACGAUGAUCUUUACUAUUGAAGAAAUCAACAAGGACCCGACCAUUUUGCCCAAUACUACGCUGGGCUAUAGGGUGUAUGACACUUGUGAUAGCUAUGCUCUGAGAGCAGCUAUGUCAUUUCUGAGUGAUGCUGGAGAUGAAAUGUCAAACAGCACGUGCCAUGGAGCAGCGUCUGUUGCAGGAAUAAUCGGGGAAGCCGGAUCUCUUCAGUCCAGUAUUAUUGCAAGCUCAGCAGGACCGUUCCAAGUUCCCAUUGUCAGUUACUUCUCCACGUGUACCUGCCUGAGCGACAGGCGUAAAUAUCCCACAUUUUUCCGGACAGCGCCCAGCGAUUAUUUUCAGACCAAGGCUUUGGCACAACUUGUGAAACACUUUGGCUGGUCUUGGAUUGGAACUCUUGCUAAUGACGACGAUUACGGGAGAUUUGCGAUCCAGCAAUUCAUCGAACAGGUCACCGAGUUUGGCGCUUGUAUCGCUUUCUCAGACAUUCUGCCGAAGAUCUACAACGCAGAGAAAAUAUCUCAAAUCGUGGCUGUGAUGAAAAGAUCAUCAGCCAAGGUUAUUGUCGUGUUCAGCCCCGAGAGGGAAAUGCUUCAGUUAGUUCAGGAGAUCGCUAGCCAAAAUGUGACUGGGAUCCAAUGGCUUGCUAGUGAAGCCUGGAUCACUGGUGCUGUGCUUUAUACCGAGCAAUUCUUGCCCUAUCUGGAAGGAGCGAUUGGGUUUUCAUUUCGCAGAACAGAAAUCCCUGGGCUUCGAGAAUUCCUCCUCCGAGUGAAACCUUCUCCACACGAGGGGGGUAGCUACACCAAUGUGUUCUGGGAGGAACUGUUUGCAUGUAACUUAAAACUACCUGAAAAUACCACCAAAGGUUCAAUUACCAGAGCCCGUUUAUGCACAGGAUCUGAGAGUCUGGAAGAUACUGACACCAUAUAUUCUGAUAUAUCACAGCUCAGAGUUUCAUACAACGUGUACAAAGGCGUUUAUGCCAUUGCCCACGCACUGAAUCGCUUAAGCUUGUGUGAGAGCGGUAAUGGGCCGUUUAUAAACAGUAGCUGUGCGAGCAUACAUAACUUUAAACCAUGGCAGCUCCUUCAUUACUUAAAGGAAGUCAGAUUCACCGAUCAGUUUGGAGGGGAAGUAGGAUUUGAUGAAAACGGAGAUGCAAUUGCAUCGUACGACAUGAUUAAUUGUCAGAGAGGUACCAGUGGUAAGGUGGAGUACGCCCAGGUGGGUCGUUUUGAUUCCUUCGCAAUCGCAGGGCAGGAACUUUCUCUGAAUGAACAUUCCAUCGUUUGGACUGGUGGCAAAACUCAGCCCCCUCAAUCUGCGUGCAGUGAAAGCUGCCCCCCUGGAACAAGAAAAGUGCCUCGAAGCGGCGAGCCGCUUUGUUGCUUUGACUGUGUGGCUUGUACUGACGGGGAGAUUAGUAAUGAAACAGAUUCAAUAGAGUGCACAAAAUGCUCUUCAGAUGACUGGUCAAAUGCCGAGAGAAUCAUGUGCAUCCCAAGAGAAAUCGAAUAUCUUUCCUUCGAAGAUUCAGCAGGCAUUAUAUUGACCGUAAUUGCAUUGCUAGGAGCUUGUUUAACCGUCGCAGUUAUGGCUAUUUUUUUCCGACACAGGAACACUGCUAUCGUGAAAGCAAACAAUUCCGAGUUGAGUUUUCUUCUCUUGAGCUCCCUCGUCAUGUGCUUCCUGUGCUCGCUGACAUUUAUUGGCCGGCCAACCUCCUGGUCCUGUGUACUGAGUCACACAGCGUUUGGAAUCAUCUUCGUGCUCUGUAUCUCUUGUAUACUCGCUAAAACUGUGGUGGUGCUGAUGGCAUUCAGAGCAACGCUCCCCAACAGCAACGUGAUGAAGUGGUUUGGUGCCACUCAACAGCGGACUGUCAUCUUUCUCUGUACUUGCGUGCAGGUUGGGAUCUGUGUCACGUGGCUAGUCAGAUUUCCGCCAUUCCCUGUGAAAAAUACCGCUUAUCAAAAUGAUAAAAUCAUCUUAGAAUGUAAUGUUGGCUCAGUGGCGGCUUUCUACAGUGUAUUAGCUUAUAUUAGCAUCUUGUCUUGUAUCUGUUUUGUGCUGGCCUUUCUAGCAAGGAAAUUGCCUGACAAGUUCAACGAGGCGAAGUUUGUAACCUUCAGCAUGUUGAUUUUUUUCGCAGUAUGGACAGCCUUUAUUCCCGCUUAUGUCAGCUCACCAGGCAAAUACACAGUCGUAGUGGAGAUCUUUGCAAUUUUGUCGUCAAGCUUUGGCCUGCUUCUGUGUAUUUUCACCCCGAAAUGUGUCAUAAUUCUGCUGAGGCCAGAGAAGAACACUAAAAAAAUGCUCAUGAAUAAAUAUUAA
Molecule: messenger RNA, 2373 nt
Organism: Chiloscyllium plagiosum (whitespotted bambooshark)
Lineage: Eukaryota; Metazoa; Chordata; Chondrichthyes; Orectolobiformes; Hemiscylliidae
Product: extracellular calcium-sensing receptor-like
Biological process (GO): G protein-coupled receptor signaling pathway
Cellular component (GO): plasma membrane
Molecular function (GO): G protein-coupled receptor activity
Source: RefSeq, a predicted model, not a curated record